AUGCCAGCAUUUUUGGAUUUUUCAAAGCCUGUUACUAGGAGGCUAUUGGAAUUUGUGCCAGAAACUGCUCGUCGUUCUUUACGCUUAACAUGCAAAUCCUGGGCUCGCGCCAUUGACGAGGUGUCACCGCUCUCCCUUCCUCUUACGAACACUGUUCCCUCAGAAAUCCUUACGCAGGUCUUCUAUCUACUGAGCCCUCGAGAUUUCGAUAACGCUCGGCGAACCUGUUCGCAAUGGAUGCGCGCUAGUUUGAAUGAGCGUCUACUAGAAAGUAUGCUUAAGCGAGCUGGCUGGUGGGAUAGCUGGCUCAGGGACGAUCGUACUCGACGUCGCAAAAUGAACGUCGAAAGAAGUGGCUUCUUGACAACUAGUAUUGUGGACUUCUCGCAGCUUUCUCAGGCAGACCGUUCACCAAUAUCCCAUGACUCACUUUAUACUUCUUCCUUCUCGGACGACGUACCGGUAGCGUCCAGCUUUCAUGUCAGCGGCUGUGGGAACUAUCUACUUGUGAUUUCGGGCUGCAUAAUCCAUGUCUAUCAACUACUGACCAGAUGCACGGCAAAGUCCACACCGAUGUCAGCGGAGGAUCUGAGGAACACAGAUAUUACUACUGUUGCCUCUAUAACUUGUCCGGCCGAGGUCCUAUCAGCUGCUAUUGACACCAGUACUUCGAUAUUCACUGUUGCAGCCCUAAUGUAUGGUCGACUGGGUAUGAUAUGCGAUCUUGUCUCAGUCGAUUGGCAGGAUGGCGAUCAUGCAGAGGGAAUUGCCUACGAUGCGUCGGGUAGCACUUCUGCGAGAAACUGCCAUUUCGGGAAUUUGCAUUCCAUGAAAAUGGCAUCUCGACACUUUUAUUACGAUAUUUGUUCUGCCGAAGAUCCUCCCCACAGUCUUUCAAUUUGUCCUGGCCAUCACUGUGCUGCAUUCGGAUCUGACUCUGGGAUCGAAUUACGCUGGGUUGACCAACAGACCAGUAAAGAUUGUCGAAAACAUUUGGCCAUGUCACAGCCAUCGGAGAUCUUGCAUUUUAUGCCAAACCAGCAGGACACGCCACUGGAAUUUCGACUUAUUGCAUCAUUGGCCGGCCCAGGGAUGGAAGGCUGUGGUUGCGAAAAUCUGCCACCGGGCGAAUCACGUCCAUCUUGUCCGUUCCACGCUAUGACGAACGACGUUCAAACCUUCAGUCGAUGGGCCCCGGAACAGAAAGACCAAGUAGGCUUAGUGCGAACAACGCAAUGCCACCAUUAUCGAGCAGUUCCUGUUAAUGACGGUAUCCAUGUUCUGUUCGUUGAGCCUCGCAGCGGGUUUCUCUGCGUCGGAUCGGAUGCACCAAUCGACGGGCCGACGAGCCUCACAAGAGCACUUGUUUGCGUUCCACCAUUCGGAAACGAAGCUCCUGGUGCGCCUAAGGGUGCACCACUUCCUACAGCCUUCACAUCUGGUUCAGACUUGAGUUGGGGACUCCGUGUCGUGGCGGCCUACGGAGAGCGACUUGUGCUUUAUUCCGUGCCUCUGGAUGUGUUUAAUGUUUUGAAGAAGGAACGUGAGAGACAAGGUGACGGCGUCAUGGCCGACAGUGACCUUGCGCGGGACUUCUUUGUCAACCAGCAACGGGGUCAUAAACGCCGAGGCAGUCUAGCUCAGAACCAAAACGGAGACUGGGAUUUCCUUCUCAGUGUCAGCUACAGACCAACCGCUAUGAUGUGGCCGUUCAAGAUCUACGGAAAGGAAAUCGGCCGGGUACAGAAUGUGGUUGAAUUGUCUCUUCAGUCUUCUCAUGGGGGUGCUCGCAUCUGGGCAUUUGGUGCAUGGGGCGAAACCAACAUCAUUGACGUGGAUACUUUUACGUCUUCCUCGCAGCAUGCUUCCAAAAUCCCAUGCAAAUCAUUCACUAUCGGCUCCGACGGACAUAUCGCAUCCGCCCAGCUAAUCAAUCGCUCUCAGAACUGCCUGGUCCAACCCGAUGCUUCGCGCAAACGAAAACAAUGCGAGCCACGAGCAGAAUUUAUUGGACGACACAUGCUUCGUCAACACAGCAGUCCAGCAAUGGUAAACGGAUGCAGUGCAUCAGCACCCAGCAAUCUCUUGAACGCCGGCCAUAGACGUCCUUCUUUCGCUGCACGGAUUGUUGAUGUCAAGCUGCCCGAGCUAGAAGGCAGAUGGAUGGAGGCUGAGGCCGUCUACUAG
Aspergillus versicolor CBS 583.65 is the source of this 2187-nucleotide messenger RNA. RefSeq names its product F-box protein. The record is from RefSeq and is a predicted model, not a curated record. NCBI's taxonomy places the organism in Eukaryota, Fungi, Ascomycota, Eurotiomycetes, Eurotiales, Aspergillaceae. The transcript is spliced from 3 exons. Gene Ontology annotation, molecular function: protein binding. The coding region runs from base 1 to 2187 and encodes 728 amino acids.